ACCACAGCUGCUCCUACAACAACCACAGAAGCUUCAACUACAACCAUAGCUGCCCCAACAACAACCAUGGCUGCACCAACUACCAUAGCUGCUCCAACAACAACAUCUACCCCAGUAACAACCACAACUGAUUCUACAACAACUACAGCUGCACAAGCAACAACCACAGCUACUCUGAAUAUGACAGCUGCCCCUACAACAAGAACAGCUUCUACAACAAGCACAGGUACUCAAACAACCUCUGUCCCUACAACAGCAACCACAGCUACUUCUACAACAACCACUGCUGCACCAACAACCACUACAGCUGCCACAACAACAACCACAGCUACUCUGACUAUGACAGCUGCCCCUACAACAAGAACAGCUUCUACAACAAGCACAGGUACUCAAACAACCUCUGUCCCUACAACAGCAACCACAGCUACUUCUACAACAACCACUGCUGCACCAACAACCACUACAGCUGCCACAACAACAACCACAGCUACUCUGACAACAACGACAGCUGCUCCUACAACAACCACAGUGGCUGCAACGACAACCACAGCUGGCCCAACAACAACCACGGCUGCACCAACUACCACAG
This is a messenger RNA of Austrofundulus limnaeus, 589 nucleotides long. Its product is annotated as integumentary mucin C.1-like. The annotation marks the transcript as partial. The transcript has a single exon. The record is from RefSeq and is a predicted model, not a curated record. Lineage: Eukaryota; Metazoa; Chordata; Actinopteri; Cyprinodontiformes; Rivulidae.